Mya arenaria is the source of this 4674-nucleotide messenger RNA. RefSeq names its product carbohydrate sulfotransferase 15-like. NCBI's taxonomy places the organism in Eukaryota, Metazoa, Mollusca, Bivalvia, Myida, Myidae. The record is from RefSeq and is a predicted model, not a curated record. Gene Ontology annotation, biological process: hexose biosynthetic process. The coding region runs from base 514 to 1845 and encodes 443 amino acids. The transcript is spliced from 9 exons. Gene Ontology annotation, molecular function: N-acetylgalactosamine 4-sulfate 6-O-sulfotransferase activity.
UAUCUUGUUCAUGUCUUGCCUAGCCACAAACCUUACAACUACGGAAGAUAAGUAUCCACUUAACCACUACAUACCGUGAACCAGUGUAAAUUCAUGGAGGAUGCUGACAGAGUUGUAACAUGUACACCAUGUACAUGUACGUGAGGCUGGCUCUAUCUGAUAGCUGGGAUUAUCAUCUGCUAAAAUGAUUGAUAGUUUUCGUGUUGUAAGGUUUAAAGCGUCAUAGUUUUGGAUAGUGUUUUAACUUAAAGGACUUAUCUUGUGAUAUGUUAAAUGUAACCGUUGGGCUGGAGCAAUUAAUCUACGGUGAACGAAUAGUGCAGUCAAUACAUGAAAUCAAACUGGAAGUGCUGUGUUUCAUACGUUUGGAUGUAUCCCGCAUACUGUGUUCCGCAGGAGCUAUUGGAUCAUAGCUGUCUAUUACGUCCAUUGACGCCUGCAAGUAUAAUGUAUAGCAGUAACAAUUUCGCUGUUAUAGGGAAAAACGGCAGGCAGUAAAGAGGUUUAUCCAGAAUGCCGUUUCAAUAUCCACCGAAGAGGGGAUAUAUUGUUUUGGUGCUCUUUUCAGCUGCUACACUGUUGCUAGUGCAUUUUACAUAUCACACUUAUCCUGAAGGCGUUUACAGUUUGCACACCAAUUUUAAAGGCGUUACAAACGGGUACACUACCAACGAAGCAUUUAAUGUAACCGGAAAGUUCGUCAGUAAGAAUGGUUCAACAUAUCCUGCUUCAGGAAGAAACACUGGAAACAAGUCAGCGCCCAUAAGCACCUUUUAUGUCCGCCAUAUCGCUGCCAAGAAGUUCCCAUUGAUACACCUUGACCUUAUGAAAAUGGAGCCGUUUACAUUCCUCGAAGAAUAUAAAAAUCCAUGUUACGCUGUUGAGCAAACCGAAGACCGGAAACUGCCUUUACAGUGUAUACCAUAUUUUUAUCUUAUUGGUGCCCCAAAGUCCGGCACUACGGACUUGUUUAGGAGGCUGAUCAAGCACAGGGAAAUCUCAGAGUAUGUUGUAAAAGAACCACACUGGCUAACGAGAAAGAGAUUCUUUUCACAUAACGGUAAGGUACCACCACACCCUUAUUGGUCAUCCUAUGAGGAAUACUUCCGUGCUGCAACAGCGCAUAUUUACGCAAAAAAAGACCCAAGCGGUUUCCAUCCAGUCAUUGUUGGCGACUGCAGUGCCUCCACCCUGUGGGACAACGAUUAUUGGACCUUUCUGCCAGAAUACAAGAAUCUCACUGAACCUUUAUAUACCAAUGCCGAUUAUAUUCACCAUUUUAAUCCUGAUGCCAAAAUUAUUGCGAUUGUGAGAAAUCCUAUUGACAGAUUGUAUUCUGAUUAUUUAUUUUUCAAGAGAGGCAUUAACAAAACACCAGAUAAAUUUCAUGAAGGAGUGAAGUUUGUCUUAAACACGACCAGAUCUUGUCUAGAACGGAAUACUUUACGGCAUUGCUUGUACAAGCCUGAUGCUACCGUUACUGAUUUUGAGGUCCGGUUGCGUAUCGGUGUGUACCAUCUGUAUUUAAACGAGUAUUUCCGCGUUUUUCCAAAACAGCAGAUCCUUGUUAUAAAAAUGGAAGACUACUCCAAGCAUACACCGGAACAUUUGGAUAAAAUAUUCGACUUUUUAAACGUUGCUCGUCUUUCUUCUAAGAAUAUGCAGGAGAUAUCCAGUGCAACCAAUGAAAACACUCGGAAAAAAGGAGAUAGAAAGAUUGGAGACAUGUUUCCCGAGACGAGAAAACUAUUGCGGGACUUUUACAACAGCCACAAUAACAAACUCGGUCGUCUGCUGGGCCAGCAGUUCAAUUACAAUAGAGAUGAACAAGGGAUGUCUUUUUAGAUGGCUUGAAGACACGCGUUUAAAGUAUUUACGGGUUUUAAAUUGUUCCUUAUUUUUAAGGAUUGGUUUAUUUUAUUAUUAUAGUUAAUUAUUUAACAUUACUUGUUGUUUUUUUGUCUACUCGUAUGGGCCAAUGACAGUUGAGGAGAUUUUUGUGUUCAAUCAUUUUACGUGAGCGAUUCCGACGAAUGCAACAACAAGUUUCAUUGGGUAUAUUUUCAGUCUAGUUUUCUACCAAGGCUUACCUUUUAAACAAGUGUCUGUAAUCAAGGGUAUCAUAUACUGGGUGUUUGAUUUUUUGUGUUGGCUAAUGACAGUCAAGGAUUUUUCAAAUUAUCUAUUUAUUAAUUUUACGUAGUUCGAUUUACUAAAAUAAAUCAACUAAGUUACAGUCUAAUUUUGACAGAAUAUAGAGAACUACGGCGCUGAGCCGUAACUCAUACGUAAUGUCCAAUACACAUUUCAACAUUUCGAUGUUUAGGCGCUAAACAAUCACUUAUCCAAUAUACGUUUAAAACAAAACCACAAAAACAGAAGAAAAAGGGACUUUUCCAGAGGAUAUAUUUUUCUUAAGUAAUUUUUUCCUCUUCGACGGUCAACUUGUUAAUCACCAAUUCAAUGAUAGAUAGAUAGAUUAUAAGUAUCUUCCAUGGCCAAGAGUGUAAGAUAGGUUCAUUCCGACCCGAGCGUAGGAUGUUUUGCGGAAACGAGGUUUACCGAACGGCUAUGGUAGAUGCUUUUUCUUCCACCUCAGUUAAACAAAAUUAAGUAAAAAUGUAUUUUUUGCUGGAACCUUUUUAGUGCUUAGUGAAAAUAAUUGCGUAUGGAAAUGCGAUAAUUCUUGGUUGUCAUGGAUAUGUGCGCAGUGAUUCAGAUUACGUUAAUAGUCCUUUCGGUCUUUAAAUAGUUCUAAGUAGAGUGAAGCAUUAUUUCUUGAAAGGCGCGUGAGAACUGUUUUAUGGUGGCAUUUGAAGCGAGAAUAAUUAAUUAGCGUUCUAAAUAUUGCCACAAGACAAAGUUUCCAUGAUGCGCUACAGACGACAGUCUUCAACAAGGGAGGUAAUUACAACAGUGUGUGGACCAUUAAAAAGGAGUUCCAUACGGGCAUUUUAUCUUCGCCCGUGGGCAAUAUAAGAAUUUCUAGCAUGGUUAAAUUAUCUACUUAUCUGAGGUGGGAGAAAGAUACUUCUUUAGUUCCUCCAUGGAAGAAGAGAUUACACAGAGCAUUACAUGCGUAUACAUAAUCAUAAUUAUAAUUGAGAUCAAAAUAUAUAUACAACUCGUGAUUAUAGAUAAUUAUGUUUAUGUAUAUGUAUAAAAUAUAGUUUUUCUAUGAUCACGAGUUGUAUAUAUGUUUGAGUCGGCGAAUAACAAGCUAGCAAACAUAUCAUUGCCUAAUAUAGGGCGUUUUUGUUGGUGAUAAACUGGUUUCUGUUUUAUUUAGGUUUCACAAAUUGUGCAUUUGUUGUUACAGUUUCAAAUAAAACCAAAACCAGUUGUAUGGUGUCUUUCAACAAAAACCGAAACCGUUUUUUUGGAAUCUAUCGAAACCCCUACCGGAGACGGUUUCAUCGGUUCGUUCCAUCCGAAAACUAGUUUACUUUAAAAACAACAUGGCGGUAACUGAUCUUCCACGUUUGUUGAAACUCAAUAUUUUUUAUAACAAUGCCUUACAAUGGGCAAAUGAGCUAAAUGCAAAAGGAACUAUUAAUAACUGUGUGUUAAUAUAUCAGUUUGUAUGCUCCGCCAUGUUGUUAAAACUGUUCACAAAAACAACCAUUUGUUACUUCAAGCAAAAUUAUUAAAACCGGUUUCGAAACUGCUGAAACCAUUAAAACUGAAACUGGUUUGGUAUCAACAAAGACGCCAAAAGAGAGCAUUUUAGGCCAUAGUUAGUGGCGAAUACUACCAUCAUUGAUGCAAAAGAAAGUAUAUGUUGCCCGUUAUAUUCAAUAAGCAUUUUACAUUAUGGGCAAAAUAUACACAUAUGGUUCUUAAAACAGUUUAAUGUGCAGAAAAAGCAACUGACUAACUGUACGUAAAAUGUUCUCUGCACAGUUGUGCGAAUUUCCAAGAAAAACAUGAAGUAAUUUCACGAACAGUGUUUCACCAAUUGAUUGACAUCGAUAAACAUUAUUGUAAAUGUAAAUGUAAAUGAUUUUCUUACACGAAUUUUCCAUUUAACGAAUUUUUAACAGCAUUAACGAUAAAUUAAUCAAGCUACUGCAACAUUUUGUUUUAAAAGAGCAACAACCUAUGGUUUUGAAAUUUAGACAUAUGUGGAUAUCCAUAGAAAAGAAUAUGUAUGUUCUAUACAUUUGUUCGAUUCUACAUUCCCAGAAAAAAGUGUUCCAUUGUCUCUACAUAAUUAUAACAGACCUGGAGGAGGUUAAAUGAUGUGAGAUUGUUCUGAUACAAGUACUUGUUUGGCAGCAUUAUUCUGUAAACGUGUUUGUACUGAACGGUUCUUAAUGCAUUAUCGAUGGUACAACAUUUACAGGGUCAUGGUUUAUUCCACUUAUUUCAGUUGUUGCUCGUUCCAUAAAGUGCAUGCGAUAAAAAUCUAUUUUUACUUGUUAAAGUGUGUGUUGUUUGUCGAGAAGAUUGCUUUCAAAAACCAACCUGCCUCCAAAUUUACAUAAAAUUUCAUUGAAGACGGUUUUGUAUUGAUGCAUAUUUGUUUCGAUCAGUACCCUCUUUGAUCUAUAUAUUUAGCACAUUUAUACAUGUUUUAACUCUGAGACCGCCCUCAUGAAAUCGUUCUUAAGAAUGUUUCUGUAACGCCUGUCUGAUUUAAUUACUUAUUUUAUAAUAAUAGUUAAAAUUAGU